CUUGCACGGAUUGAGGAGUGGAUAGAAAAGAAACUGGAGCGUGCAUGAAGGAUCACAUUGUUUCUCUGCACCGAUUCACGCCUAACGGAAUUUAUAUCAGUCUGAGACGGUGCGGGUUGUGAUACAUCUCUGGUACAGGAUGAUGAAGUUUCGGUUCAGACGGCAGGGAAAUGACCCUCAUCGUGAGAAAAUCAAGCAGGAUCUGUUUGCAUUCAAUAAGACAGUUGAACAUGGAUUCCCAAAUCAGCCAAGUGCUCUGGCCUAUGAUCCCAAACUGCAGCUUAUGGCUAUUGGAACUAAAUCAGGAGCCAUCAAAAUAUAUGGUGCCCCUGCAGUGGAGAUGACUGGACUUCAUAAAGACACUGCUGCUGUCACACAGAUACAUUUCCUUCAUGGACAGGGGAGGAUUCUUUCUCUGUUGGAUGACAACACCAUUCACCUGUGGGAGAUCAUACAGAGAGAAAACCGCUCUCAUUUGGUAGAGGUUCACAGCUUCACGCUUCCUGGAAGGCCAGGCAUCGAGAGCACUAGUGCGACCCGUGUGACCGUUAUGCUGUUGAAUCUGAGCUGUGAUCUUCUUGCUGUGGGCACUGAAGGUGGUGGAGUGCACUUCCUGGAGCUGCCCAGCCUUACACUGCUGAACAAGUCACUAUUCCAGGAUGAGAUUAUGCAGAGCGUUCCAGAUAAGUACAAGUGUGGGAAAUCAUUGGGGCCUGUGGAGUCCCUACAGGAACAUCCAAAGGACUCAGAUAAAAUCCUCAUUGGAUACAGCAGAGGUCUGGUUGUACUUUGGGACCUUAACAGUCGACACAUAGACAAUGUCUUCCUUGGAAAACAGCAGCUGGAGAGUUUGGUCUGGGAACGUUCGGGGAACAGCUUUGUCAGUUCCCAUAGUGAUGGUGGAUACAUGGUGUGGGCUGUCAGCAGCAGCAAUCGCUGCACUCAUGAUCCCGUCUCUUCCACCAUACCAUAUGGCCCUUUUCCCUGCAAAGCCGUGAACAAGAUAUUGUGGAGAACAACAGAAUCAGGAGCUCCUCUAGUGCUGUUCAGUGGCGGUAUGCCCAGAGCGAGCUAUGGAGACAGACACUGCUUAACCAUCCUACAAGACCACAACCACGUCACACUUGACUUCACCUCCCGUGUCAUAGACUUCUUCACCAUUCACUGCACAGACAGAGAUCAGGUAGAAUUUGAUGACCCUUCAGCCCUUGUUGUUCUUUUGGAAGAAGAGCUGGUGGUGAUUGACCUUCAGAUGGCUGGCUGGCCCACAGUACCUGCUCCUUACCUGGCUCCUCUACACUCCUCCGCCAUCACCUGUUCAUGCCACAUCUCAAAUGUGCCGCCCAAGCUGUGGGAGCGAGUGAUCAAUGCUGGCCAACAACAGUGUCCUCUGCAGAACUUUGAGAAUUGGCCGAUAUGUGGAGGGAAAAACUUAGCACCUGAUCCAAAGCAGAAAGAACUGCUGUUAACUGGUCACGAAGAUGGCACAGUGCGUUUUUGGGAUGCGUCUGGAGUGUCGCUCAAACCACUGUACAAACUUGGCACGGCUAACAUCUUUCAAACCGACUGUGACCACAACGACAGCCUGACCCAGGCCGGGGAGGAGGAAUGGCCUCCUUUUAGAAAGGUGGGCUGUUUUGACCCAUAUAGUGAUGAUCCCAGACUAGGAAUCCAGAAGAUCAGCCUCUGUAAAUAUAGUGGGAAAAUGGUGGUGGCUGGCACUGCUGGACAAGUUAUAGUUAUGGUUCUUGGUGAUGAAAAGUCUGAUCACAUGAUUGAUGUAGCCACAGUGGAUCUUCUCCAGGACCGGGAGGGUUUUACGUGGAAGGGUCACGACCGGCUGCCUCCUAAGAGCGGCUCUGUGGUGUUUGCUCCUGGAUUCCAGCCAGUCGUCCUGGUGCAGUGCAUGCCCCCCGCAGCCGUUACCGCGGUAACUCUGAAUGCUGAGUGGAACCUUAUUGCGUUUGGCACUAGUCAUGGGUUUGGCCUCUUUGACUACCAUCGGCGAAGUCCAGUGCUGGCGAGGUGCACUCUACACCCCAAUGAUUCUCUGGCUAUGGAGGGCCCUCUCUCGCGAGUGAAGUCUCUAAAGAAAUCCUUACGGCAAUCCUUCAGAAGAAUCCGGAAGAGCAGAGUUUCAGGAAAGAAACGUGCUGUGGUUAAUAGUCCCACCUGUAAAGUGCAGGAGGCUAAUGCACAUUUGGCAGAGCAUGAUGCGGAGGUGACACCGGUUCAGAGACGGAUUGAGCCCCGCUCUGUUGAUGAUUCACUGUCUGGUGUGGUGCGCUGCCUCUGCUUCGCUGACACAUUCCUCAGAGAUGGAACACACCAUGGUCCUACCAUGUGGGCUGGCACAAACUCUGGCUCGGUUUACGCGUAUGCUCUGGACGUCCCCUCUCAAGAGAAGUUCUCGGAGCAGAGCGUGGAGGCCCUGCUGGGUAAGGAGAUCCAGCUGAUGCACAGGGCUCCAGUGGUGUCCAUUGCUGUUCUGGAUGGUCGAGGGAACCCUCUGCCUGAGCCGUACGAAGUCUCGAGAGAUCUGGCCAAAGCACCAGACAUGCAGGGCAGCCACUCUGUUCUUAUUAUUUCUGAGGAGCAGUUUAAGGUGUUCAUGCUGCCUAAGGUAAAUGCAAAGACCAAGUUCAAGUUGACCGCCCAUGAAGGUUGUCGAGUACGGAAGGUGGCACUGUCAAACUUCACCAGCGUAACCUCUGAGGACUACUCCGAGAACACGCUAGUGUGCCUCACAAACCUCGGUGACAUCCACGUGUUUAGUGUGCCAGCACUGAGACCACAAGUACGCUAUGACUGCAUCCGUAAAGAAGACAUCAGUGGCAUUGCCUCCUGUGUGUUCACCAAGACUGGACAAGGAUUCUACUUGAUCUCGCCGUCAGAGUAUGAGCGGUUCUCGCUGUCUGCCCGUGUGAUCACAGAGCCACUGUGCCAGGUGGAUGUGGAGCGACCUCAUGACCUUUCUGAACACAGCAGUUCUAGCAUGACAGUCCCAACACAGGCUAAUGGAACACAUAAGACACAAGCAGAGGGCAAGUCUGUGGAAGCUGAAGGGCUGUUGGAGGAAAUGCGGAGUGCCUUGUCCUCGCCUGUCCUUGAUUCUCCAAACAGCAGCGCUGAUAUCAAUCUGGACACCACUGGUGAGCUCACCAUGGAGGACGUCAAAGACUACUUAAUGAGUGUGGAUGAAGCUGAGAAUAACUUCAGGAACAUCAGUGAAGAGGAUGGAAGGCCUCCUGGAAUCCUCAUCAGCUGAGACGAGCUGGCAGACAGCUUGAGGGGCAGUUAUGGGAACAACUCAUCAGCUGAACUCAUUACUUCUAAUUGGGACCUGACGUUGCACCAUGAAGAUUUUACAAUGGGAAUGUCGCACUUUUCCCUGUGCCAAAAGACUGAAUGAUUCAUUCUGUGAUACUCUUCUCCUUCACCUUUUACUCCAGUUUCAUUUUUUUUCCCCUCAUAAAAUGGUACAUUUGAGAAGAAGUGACUUUUAAAGGUAUUGGAUGAAGAAAACGACCAAGAUAUGUUGCACAAUGUCCGUUUGCAGGUAGGGGGCUGUUUGAGCUUACAGUGACCCCAUGAAGUAUUUCUUUUCUUUUUAACAUUCCUUUUUUCCCCAUGUCACCUCUCGUCUCACUUGGUGACAUUAAUUAAUUUACGCUAAAUCAAAUAGGAAAUACAUGUAUUUAAAGUUUUGACUUUAUCUUGCUUCUUGAGUUAAUUUCCUAAAAUACAUGGAUGCUACAGUCAAAUAAUAUCUGUUUGGGUUACCAACUGCGCCUUGUGUAGGUUGUUUAUUGUGGCACCAAGGAAAAUAUCUUUAAAAGUCAAAUUAAGGCAGAACUCAUUUAGAAGUUUGAACAUUUAAGUGCCCUGCUCAUUUAAGUAGGAGAAAGGUGUUUAGUCUGUAUGAAGUGUUUACUUUUUUCCUCCUGACAGCCUCUUCAACAAUAUCUGUGAUACUGUGAUGGUUUCUGAACACAAAUCAGGAGUCUAUUGAAAAGUUCAAGUUAUGGACCCUGUGGGUUUGAUAAGAGAGAUUUUCCUUUCAGUCGUCGUUAUUAUAAUUAUUUUUAAAUAAUGUCCCAUAACCACUUGCCAUUUGUAUGCAAUUCUGGCAGUUUACUGUGAAGGCUAUAAUUUGAAGGAAUAUGUGUAAGUUCAUGUUACGCAUGUGUUUGCAUUAACAAAUUAUGAUUGAGCUAAUUACUUUUUCUAUUUACACAGUAUACUUUAGAAUAAUUUUAUAUGACUUAGAAGGGUUGGGAUUUUGUACUUUAUAGAUCUGUCACUGGUGUUUAGGUAACGAGGCAUUUAUAACACUGCAUUUUGUUUCAAGUAAUUACUACGUGAACGUUAGGGGUUAGUUUACUGAAUAGACAGAGAAUCGAUUAUGAAGGAAUAGGAUGAGUGUGGAGCACAGUCACAUUUUAAAUGAUUUGGGAAACGAUUGGCUCAGAUCAGAUAAUGCAGUUUUCAGUAAGUGGGCUUUUAGUUAUGUAAAGAAAAUUACUUGUAAAUAGACAUGCUUAUUUACAUCAACUACAAAGAAAACAAUUGCACAUAAAUAAUUUCCCUGAUAUCAGUGACCUUUCUCUACGUAUUACCUGCAUUUGUUUAGUCUGUUAUACGUUUCAAAAGGACCUCACUAAUUGUAGUCGUUUUAUGUUUGUAUAUUUUUGAUGCCAUUAACCUUGCUCCAUUCAGCAACUAUCCUGUGAACCUGUAUUUAAGUUUUAUUUUUCUUGUGUAGAAUUUUAAUUUGAGAUAUGGCAAUGCUAAAUAAAAAUCUUGAAUGUUAAUAAAGUAUCUAC
Messenger RNA from Xyrauchen texanus (razorback sucker), 4826 nucleotides. RefSeq names its product lethal(2) giant larvae protein homolog 1-like. Lineage: Eukaryota; Metazoa; Chordata; Actinopteri; Cypriniformes; Catostomidae. Gene Ontology annotation, molecular function: myosin II binding; GTPase activator activity. The transcript has 23 exons. Gene Ontology annotation, biological process: cortical actin cytoskeleton organization; establishment of spindle orientation; regulation of establishment or maintenance of cell polarity. The record is from RefSeq and is a predicted model, not a curated record. The coding region runs from base 140 to 3268 and encodes 1042 amino acids. Gene Ontology annotation, cellular component: cortical actin cytoskeleton; cytoplasm; plasma membrane.